Molecule: messenger RNA, 641 nt
Organism: Durio zibethinus
Lineage: Eukaryota; Viridiplantae; Streptophyta; Magnoliopsida; Malvales; Malvaceae
Molecular function (GO): zinc ion binding
Source: RefSeq, a predicted model, not a curated record
GAAGAUGGAAAUAUAAAAAGAGUCGAACCCUCAAAAAGGAUUUUCUCCUACAGAGAGUGAGAAAGACAGAGUGAGAGAAGUGACAGAGAAAGCUUCGGUUCGACGCUGCUCAAAAUGGUGAACUACAUGCUGAAGAUCGUUGCCGACCUCGAAAACCUAACCAACCUCCAGCCUCAUGGCGGCUGCGACGAUCCCUCCUUCACCUAUCUCUUCAAGCUGAAAUGUGGGAGGUGUGGAGAGUUGAGUCAGAAGGAAACAUGUGUGAGCUUGGGCGACGCCGUUCCUCUUCCACAGGGCAGGGGAACCACCAAUCUCGUUCAGAAGUGCAAGUUUUGCAUGAGGGAAGGAACUGUAACGAUGAUCUCAGGCCGAGGUCGACCACUGACCCAGGAAGACUGUGAAGAAGGAAAAUUUGCACCUUUGAUGCUUUUUGAUUGCAGGGGUUACGAGCCUGUAGGUUUUGUAUUUGGUGGUGGCUGGAAGGUUGAAUCUCUGGAAGGGACAAAAUUUGAAGGUGUUGACUUGUCUGGUGACGAGUUUGCUGAAUAUGAUGAGAAGGGAGAGUGCCCAGUGAUGAUAUCCAACCUCCGAUCUACUUUUGAUGUGGUGAAGUGAAGUAAUACUAAUCUCCUGCUCGGACA